This is a messenger RNA of Puntigrus tetrazona (Sumatra barb), 3113 nucleotides long. It is a transcript of the gene spartb, whose product is annotated as spartin b. The coding region runs from base 160 to 1998 and encodes 612 amino acids. The transcript has 8 exons. Lineage: Eukaryota; Metazoa; Chordata; Actinopteri; Cypriniformes; Cyprinidae. Gene Ontology annotation, cellular component: plasma membrane. Gene Ontology annotation, biological process: negative regulation of BMP signaling pathway; cell division. The record is from RefSeq and is a predicted model, not a curated record.
UACGCUUUAAAAUCGUCUUUAUCGGAUCACGUAACAACACGCACGAGUCGAGCAGCAGCUCAGCUGUCAGGGAGCUGAAGCUGUUCAAUCAGCAAACCCGGAAUAACGCGGAACGCUCGUUAAACUUCACAAUUCAUUUCAUUUAUCCCAUCUCCUGUUAUGGAGCAUGCAAAGCAGGAGGCCUUUGAUAACGCCAGGUUGCAGGUGAUCAAAGAUGGGUACGAAAAGGCAUUUGCAUGCAUCAAUAAAGCUCUCACGGAGGACGAAGCGGGCCACAAUGCAGAGGCUCUGAAACUGUACCGACAAGGACGGCAGCACCUCCUCAGGGCUCUCAGUGUUCCCUCACAGGGUAUGGAGUGUGUGGGCACUUCCUGGGAAUCGGCUAGACAGAUGCAGCGCAAGAUGCAGGAGACUCUCAACAACAUCACCACUCGCUUGGCCAUCCUGGAAACCAGCCCAGACGGAGCGUCGGAUGGCAGCGCAGCUCCUCAGAAACUCUACCCUGAAGUCCCGAAGGUCAAGCCCGAGAGGCCCGCUCCACCACAGACGCUUGCUUCCAACGGCGGGGUAGCAGGGGCUUCGGGUGGGCCGGUUCCGGUGUCUCCCUCAGCGCAGCCCAAUAUGUUAAGUGACCAGCCUCCCGCAUACACCCCUCAAGCCGCUGACGGACACCUGACCAUUUCCUAUGGCACCGACUCAGGCGAACUCUCUCUGGUCGGAGAUGAGUUCUACAGCAACACGUCUAAUUCUGCACCUUCUCCUCAGAGUCUGGGGGAGGACGGAGAGGAACUCUUUUUCCUUCCUCAAGGGGUGCAGAUCUUCUUCGUUACGCCUGAGGGCCAAGUCAGCGCUCCCUCUUAUCCAGGGUACCUUCGUAUUGUAAAGUUCACCAGCGAGCGAUCAGAAAGGAUUCCAAACAGGCCACCUGCUUUCCUACAGGUUUGUGACUGGCUUUACCCCUUGAUGGCCUCCGACUCCCCAGUCCUGCUGUGCAACACGGGGGUCUACAUGUUCCCUGACAUGAUGGCUCCCACCCCAGGCUCGUAUGUUGGGGUGGUCCUUUCUUCCGAACUUCCCCAGAAGGAACGUGAACUCUUCCAAAGCGUUCUUUCUCAGCUGACGGACCUGCGUGUCCAGGUGAGCUGUCCCUGUGUCCCCUCAGGUCCCACCUCAGAAACACAGGGGUCAGCUGUGGCUCCAGAGCAGGCAUCAGAUGGCGCAACCGAUACCAUUAACCUGGGUCAGAAGGUGCCGAUGGGGCCUCCUGCAGCCGAAGCAGCGCCCCCUGCUGCUGAGGAGGAGAAGGUGCUUCCUGAAUGGAGCGAGAAGGUGGCCCAAGGGAUCCUGACUGGGGCUUCAUGGCUGAGCUGGGGGUUGGUGAAAGGAGCCGAGUACACAGGAAAAGCCAUACAUAAAGGUGCAUCCAAACUACGAGAGCACAUAACUCCAGAGGACAAACCGGCCCAAGUCAGCCCCACUGUAACCAAAAGCCUUCAUGUGGCCAAACAGGCCACAGGAGGAGCAGUGAAGGUCAGCCAGUUCCUUGUUGAUGGACUGUGCACAGUCGCUGGACAUGUUGGCAGAGAGCUGGCACCCCAUGUGAAGAAACACGGAGGGAAGCUCAUCCCAGAGUCUCUGAAGAAAGACAAAGAUGGACGCUCCAACAUUGAUGGUGCCAUGGUGGUUGCAGCAAGUGGAGUUCAAGGAUUUGCAACAAUGUGGACGGGUCUGGAGGCUGCAGCAAAAAACAUCGCAAAGAGCGUUGCUGCAGAAACGGUUACCACGGUAAAACAUAAGUACGGGGCGGAAGCAGGCCAGGCCACAGAUCACGCUGUCAACUCGGCCAUCAAUGUGGGCGUCACCGCGUUCAAUAUCGACAACCUGGGGAUCAAGGCUAUGGUCAAGAAGACCGGCAAAGAGACUGCCCAUGCCAUCCUCGCAGACUAUAAAGUCCAAGAACCGAGCGAUCAAGUUGAGAAACAUAAAGACCAAAAGUAGAGUUUAGAUUCAGACCUCUCGUUUCAGGUAUCCGUUUUAAAGAGCAGACCAAAUGACUGAAGAAGUGGGUGGAUACUUGUCCGGUUUUUCACUGACUGACACUGAACUCCAAAGACUUUCCUACAGUUAAUCGUUCUGUCGUUUACUACUCUGCCGGACAGUAUUCCUGAUCUUGCCUUACACUUCACCAGCAAUUUACUCAACUAAACGUAUCACCAAUGAUUUUAGUCAUAUUAAAUGUUGAAUAUUUUUGGCUUGUGUCUUUUUAAAUGCACCCUUAAAACAAAGUACACGCCAAAUGUGGACUUUCCCAUAGAGCCUUAACAAAUAUGAUAUUCUUGUAUUUAAAAAUGCAUAUAUCUAUAUCUAAAGCUUUAAUAUAAAUAGAGUGCUGUUUUAUAUGCAGACCUGUUUGCUCUUGGUACUUCAGGAUUUUUUUUAUGUUUUAAAAAGCACUUUAACCCCUGCUAGGAAUAGAUAUUGAAAUUUCUUGACGGGUUCUAGGUUUUAUUGAGUAUAAGUGCAAUAAAAAAAUAGAAUUGCACUUGCGGUGGGAAUAUGAUACAGAGAUCUCUUUUAUUUAGAAUGCAGAAAAAACGAACUUUAUUGGAAAUGUUAAGUUUUAAGGUUUAAAAUAUGUAUUUUAUAAUGUUAAUGUUACAAUACGAUAACAUUUCAAGUGGACAAGGCUUAAUAUUUACUCAACUGAACUGUAAAAUGCCAUAUAUAUAUAUAUAUAUAUAUAUAUAUAUAUAUAUAUAUAUAUAUAUAUAUAUAUAUAUAUAUAUAUACAUACAUACACACGAAGUCCUCCCACUGUAUAUAUUGACACUUAUAAAUCUCAUCUCUAUGCAGAGACAUAGAUUUUUGAUUACUGACCAUGUUUCUAUAGAUCAUGUAUAAAUAUAAACUUGAACUUCCAUAACAUUUCACUGUAAACGUUAACGGAGUUGUUCGUUCUUUGUGUCUGUUUUGAUGCAAAAUGUGUCUCAUUUGAAUGUAUGGACGACAUAAGUAAGCAUCAAGUUUAACCACAAGUCAGUAGGUUUGCUCAGUGACAGAUAAUGUAAUAACCUAUGGUUAUCUCUGACUUAAUAAACAAAACAUUUAAAACA